Drosophila montana is the source of this 688-nucleotide messenger RNA. Its product is annotated as protein anon-73B1. Gene Ontology annotation, cellular component: membrane. Lineage: Eukaryota; Metazoa; Arthropoda; Insecta; Diptera; Drosophilidae. The transcript has a single exon. Bases 323 to 592 code for a protein of 89 amino acids. The record is from RefSeq and is a predicted model, not a curated record.
GCACAUUUGUGUUAGUUUUUAAGUGCGUUAAUAGAAUUAAUUUGUUCAAAACCUAUUGAAGAAUCGGAAGCCGCAACACGCAAUUUCCUGCUUCUUCUAUUUGUAACAAUCGCUUCAGCUGUUUGUAUACGCAUCACCCUGUGUGCCCCGCAUAAAAAAACUUUUGCAAGUGGCAUAUAAAAUUUGCACACCUGUGAGCAACUUCCUGCUUCUUCUUAUCUUUGUAACAAUCGCCUCAGCUGUUUGUGCACGCAUCACCCUGUGUGCGCCGCAUACACAAAACCAUAAACAAAGUCAAUAUUGAGUUUUUGCAACAAAAAUAAUGUCUACUGAUAAUAUAGGCGUAGCUGCCGCUAAUUUGGAUAAAUACGGCGAGGAAGAUUUCUUUGGCCUAUUAGUACGCUAUGGUCUCUUCGUUGGCGCCAUAUUUCAGUUUGUGUGCAUAGCCGCUGCAGUUCUAAUGAGUGGCAGCGAUUCCCAGGACACGAUUGAGGAUGAGGCGCGCCUCAGCGAUGAACCUCCGUCCGGAAGCGGCAAUGUAGCGCGACGUCUGCACAAAAUACGUAAGCUGGAGAAGAAAAAACGGCGCUAGCUGCAUUUCUACUUUAUACUAAUGCAUUUACACAGUAUUCCCUAAUUAGUCUUAAGUUUGUGUGUACUUAUAAUAAAACUAAUUUAUUUGGCUGUA